AUGGCGAGACCGUUCGAGAGGUUGAAAGGCCUCAACAUUGCUGCCUUGAUCGAAGAGGCAGUGAAUAAUAUCAAUCCCGAAAAAGGCUUGACGCACGAAGAAAUGGUUGACUACGUCUGUGAUAAAUUGGGCUUUGAGCAGACGAGGGUCCAGGCUAAAGUCAACGAGAUUCUCAACCUAGGAACCCAGACAGGAGCGCUGCUCGUCACAGACGGAAAAGGCUAUACCCUCAACGACAACAACAAACUCCGAAGACUGGCCUUGGACGCCGGAAGGAAGCCGAGGAAAGCGAAGAGGCGGCGGGAAAUCAGCAGAAAGAGACACCUACAGCGCAGAAGAUGA
This is a messenger RNA of Nezara viridula (southern green stink bug), 342 nucleotides long. Lineage: Eukaryota; Metazoa; Arthropoda; Insecta; Hemiptera; Pentatomidae. The record is from the annotation of a GenBank genome assembly.